AAACAAAUGGGUAAAAGUGUAGCCAAAUGUGUMAUAUUAUUGGACAGACCACCCGAUACCGAGUACGGACCMAACGAUACAGUUAGCGGUCAGUGUAUAGUUGAUAUCGAUAGGCCAAUACYGUUGAGCCAAUUGUCGAUCAAAUUGAAAGGUSAGGCCCGAAAUGAUUACGAAACAUAUGAGGGUCCGCAUACUUGUCUUAAUCUCAAACAUUAUCCGGGAAACGAAUAUUCAUCAAUACUAAGCCCGGGUCAGCACAACAUUGGUUUUAAAUUUCAAUUACCGGCCGACCCUAUUGGCCUGCCGUCAACAUUUGAUGGCCAAUACGGUCAUAUCAAGUACUGGAUUGAGGCACGCCUACGUAAGUCGGAAUUGUUUACCCGAGACGAUAGGCCACGGGUSCCGAUAGUUAUCAGAUCAUCGGCUCAGUGGUCAUUAGAGCUAUUGUCGCAACCAGUGGUCAACAGCAAGAUUAAGACAGUCGGCCUACUAAAUGGACAACCCGUGCAGUUAAGGUGCGAAAUACAUAGGAUGGGACACUCAGUCGGCUCAGACAUACCGGUCCAGUGUUUUAUUGACAAUCAAUCGGAUAAACAGCUAUCGCUAAAGGCUGUACUCAAACACAAUGUCAUAUUCAGGGCUACGGGUGAUCAGCGCACCUCCAGUGUAAAGUUGGUCCGAUUGGUCAACAGUCCAGUGACUAUAGGUGCUCAUCAACAGUAUACGGAAACAUUGAUACUAACAGUUCCGGCUAAUCUAGCAUUGGUACCCAUGAUUAAGUGUCCGAUUAUUGAAUCCCAAUAUCUAGUAUCGGUUCAAUUGAAAAUUGCCGGUUCCUUAAACUUGAAUUGUGAACUACCCGUUAUCCUAACCGCCUCUAUAUAACUGCAUACUAACUGUUUGUUUGUUUU
Molecule: messenger RNA, 911 nt
Organism: Oppia nitens
Lineage: Eukaryota; Metazoa; Arthropoda; Arachnida; Sarcoptiformes; Oppiidae
Product: arrestin domain-containing protein 4-like
Exons: 4
Coding region: 7-885 (292 amino acids)
Biological process (GO): protein transport
Cellular component (GO): cytoplasm
Source: RefSeq, a predicted model, not a curated record